This is a messenger RNA of Echinostoma caproni, 1539 nucleotides long. The record is from the annotation of a GenBank genome assembly. NCBI's taxonomy places the organism in Eukaryota, Metazoa, Platyhelminthes, Trematoda, Plagiorchiida, Echinostomatidae.
AUGAUGCAUUCCACAUCUACUCCGUGGCUUCAAGCCUUGUCCUCACAUGAUUCAACAUCUACCUCAGGCUACUCUUCCAUGAUGGCUUUCAACCCGGUUUAUCCCACCCUGAAUCCUCCUCCCUCACUGUCACUAUCAGCCACAUCAAACCAGACCACAAAUCCGGUCCUGUUCCCUCAGUCCGAAUCAGUGCCUACUUCAAAUUCAUCCGUUUCCGGUAACGGCUCAUCUCCUUUUCUUCCAUCGACGGUUAACAGUAGUAUGCUUCCACAAUUGAACACAGUCGGUGCUGGAGGAUAUUACGGCUUCGAUCCGGAUCCACUUUCCAGCAACCCCGUAUCGUCUACCAACCCUUGGUAUCCAAUGGUUUCAACCUUGGAUCCUUCAUUAGCCUCGGGAGUUGCCACUUCCAUCCGGUCGUCCAAUGCUGGAUCGACACACGUCCGACCUGCCACUAUCUACACAACUUCAUCGGUAACAUCCGUUUCCGAAACCGAGAUGGCCAAGGGAACUAUUUCUGAGGUGCGUGAAUUUGUUUUGUGGUUCGCAGUGUUCGGCACAACCAGUUCGUCCUCCAUCGUUUUUGCUAUCGUUGAUUUGUUCCAUGUGUUGUGCAAUAUAUUCCAUUCUGUACCUCACAUGCCACGCCAUCCACCUCACGAUCAUAUCGAAAAACUUUCCAUGAAUGUGGAUACUUUUCGUUCCUGUAUGAAAGCGCAUCUACAAACAGCGCCCCUCAGUCCUGCCGAUUGGUCACAAACGAUGACCACUGACUCAUUUGUCAAUAUGGACAGUCGGGGUCGACCAACUUCACCCGGUCGCUUAACUUCAGAUGUUUCUUCGGCCCACUUGCUUCUGCCCUGCGGUGUUAGUAACGGUGCUAGUGGUGGUGGUAGUGGUGUUUCUGCCGCCGCUGGUCUGUAUGAUAUGACCGAUAUGGUAGGUCGAUUCGACGUUGGGGCACCACCACUCUAUCAUCACAUUUCCUCGGAUUCUUGUUCGUCCAAUUCGGAAUGCUAUUACGGCACACCGUUCUCCACGGGCAACAACAACCUCAUUCCCGGAUUUUUACCACCAGACCAGUUCACCACGUAUGAUGAACGCUUCUCGUCUGCCUCUUCCACAUGGUCCUCACCGGCCGUGUUAUCGUCACUUAACAGUGCUGCGCCCCCCCCCACCCCGAAUUUGCUGAUCCCCGUGGUUGCUUUGAUCCGCGAGCAUGCCACUGUUUGCAGUCCGACAAUGUGCUUCUCCACGUUGUCCCCAUUCCGUCCAUUUCCAAUUGUUUUCACCCGUGUGUUAAAAAUUGUUUUGGUGGAACGGAUUGUCUGUGAAUUCCGGGGCACACCGCUAUCUGAUCUGUACAAGCAGAGCACUCACGAGAGACCUCCGCAUAUUUUAACCUCCCUUCUCCGUUACGCACAAAAUAAGUCGCACAGAAUUCAGGAAAAAAGACACAAUUGGACACAUGCGUAUCCACCUUUGGGGUCCAUCAUAUAUCAUCGGCACAAAUACUACGGUCCAGGCUUAUCCAGCUAA